Molecule: messenger RNA, 3235 nt
Organism: Oryzias melastigma (Indian medaka)
Lineage: Eukaryota; Metazoa; Chordata; Actinopteri; Beloniformes; Adrianichthyidae
Product: rho GTPase-activating protein 18
Exons: 18
Coding region: 211-2271 (686 amino acids)
Biological process (GO): regulation of small GTPase mediated signal transduction; signal transduction; regulation of actin filament polymerization
Cellular component (GO): cytoplasm
Molecular function (GO): GTPase activator activity
Source: RefSeq, a predicted model, not a curated record
UAAACUUUGGCCUGGGCAGGUCCAGAACUGCCUCCCGCCCCCGUCCCGCUGCAGAUCACAGCUCAGGCGGACACAGGUCUCGGAGUCCAGGUAGAAGACCACCGACUAGUCCCCCUCAGCCGCUCAUGCCGCGCUCAUAGCGCACGGGCCGCAGGUGUGUGAGCCGCCGAGCGGAUGAAGACGAGCAGGAAAGAGGAGACGCCGUGAAACAUGAGCCGCCAGCACCAGGGAGUGGUUCUGACGGCGUACCACAGCAGCGCCCGGGACGAGCCGCAGACCGGACCGGGCCCGAACCACCAACUCGCCGCGUCCAGCCCCAAAAUGGGACACUACACUCUGCAGCCGAACCACAACCCACAGCACAGAGACAAGCACGAGAACUCCACCAGCAUCAAUUCAUCACUGCUCCCAAAGCCAAACUCUGACCCCAGCUCCAAGUCUCAGCUCUCCUCCAGCCCCAAGUCCACCACCAGCCCUCGGCACAGUCCCAACAUUCGACCACGGCCCACAUGUCAGCGCAGCAGCUCUCAGGACUCUCUGGAUGAGCUGCAGAUGGACGAUUACUGGAAGGAAGUGGAGAACAUCACCUGCUCCGGAGGAGGUGCAGGCAAAGGAGAAGGAGAGCCUCAAGAGGAGGAACAUCCAAAAAUUCCUGAAGAAGGAGAGCAGGAGGAGGCGUGGCUUACAGAGGCGGGGCUAGCACGUCUGUUUGAUGAUUCGCUUGCAGCGGAUGACCAGGAUCAGGAAGAAGACAGUGCAGUCUUCCUGUCCACACUGACCAGAACACAGGUCGCAGCUGUGGAGCGCCGCGUGCAGCAGACGCUGUUACGCCGACGCAACCGCCAGCACCUCCCUGAUGUCCGGGACAUAUUCAGGCCUCCAGCGAAGGACGAGGAGACUCCCCGACUGCAAAGGAGAAGUGAGAAUGGACCAAAAGAUGCCUCAGCAGCUGAAACAGAGACGGAGCUUAACGUGGAAGUGGCCUUUUCUGAGCAGGCCCUCUCUUACUGGGACAAUCAGCACAAAGUAAAGGUUAGCACCAACCUGAACGCCCCCGACGACAAACUCCCGAACUUCAAGGUGCUUCGAGAUAAAACGGGUCAGACCAGAGCUGAAGAUCUGUCUCCUUUGGAUAUGAUGAAGGUGCGCAGGCUGGUGCUAGUGGAAAUGACGGCUCUGUUUGACACGGCCGGGAUCGAUCUGAAGACCCACAAACCCGUCAAAGUCAAGACCAGAGACAGCGGUUUGUUUGGCGUUCCUCUCAACACUUUAUUGGAUCAGGACCAGAGACGGGCUCCUGGGACCAAAGUGCCUUUAAUCCUGCAGAAACUCAUCAGUCAUAUUAAGGAGGAGGGCUUAGACACAGAGGGGCUGCUGCGCAUUCCUGGAGCAGCCACCAGAGUCAAGGCUCUGUGUCAGGAGCUCGAGUCUUCUUUCUGUGACGGGGCAUUUCCAUGGCAACAGGUGAAACAGCACGAUGCUGCCAGCCUUUUGAAACUCUUCAUCAGGGAGCUGCCUCAUCCUCUACUGACUGUGGAGUACCUGAAUGCUUUCAUAGCAGUCAACAAGUUCCCCACCAAGAAGCAGCAGUUACAGGCCCUGAACCUGCUGGUUCUGCUGUUACCUGAAGCCAAUCGGAACACACUGAAGGCUUUGGUGGAGUUUUUUCAACACGUGAUCGACCAUCAGGCCCAGAAUAAAAUGACUCUCAACAACGUUUCUGUUGUCAUGGCGCCCAACAUCUUCAUGUUUAAAGGUUUCAGGUCUAAAGUCUCAGAACAGAAGGAAAUCUCCAUGGCAACCAGUACUGCCAACAUUGUCAGGCUGCUGAUCAGAUAUCAGAAUCUUCUGUGGACAAUCCCAAAGUUCAUUUUAAACCAGGUGAGACAGCACAACAUGGAAAGUCAAAGGAAGCAAAACAAUCAGAGGGCUGUCCGGAAGCUGCUGAAGAAGAUAACCACCGACAAACCCUCAGAAAAAUCCAUCCCUGAGGUAGGACAGGAAAACUCACAGGGAUUUAUUCGGGUUCAAGCUCCCCAAUUCAGUAAAGUCUCCAUGGCAGUCCAGCUGACGGAGGAGCUGCAGGCUGUGGACGUGCUGACACGCUUUCUCAGCCAGGACAGGUUGGUGACAGUGAAAAAAGAGGAUUUGUGUCUCUUUGAGAUUGGUGGAAACAUCAAGGAGAGAUGUCUGGAUGGAGAGACAUUCAUGAAGGACCUCUACCAUCUAAACCCUACAGCAGAGUGGGUCAUCAAGCUUGUACAGAGAUGAGCAACACACUGGAGAUGUCAACUCUAAACAAUAACAACCGUGGAUGCUGUGCUGCCCCAAAUCCCACAUGGAAAUGCAAUUCUGAGAUGACAAAUCGUCACGGACACGGCCGUCUGAUUCUAACACGUACUGAACUGCCUGUAAUCUAGUAGCACAGCUUACCUUACUGGACCUAAGGGAAUAUUUGUCGGUCAGGUGUAAAGCACCGCCAGAUGCUUCAGGGAUAUCAAAGCUGCUAAAACAAUCUUGAAAUGCAAAUUCCAUUCAUGUAACCUGACACAAGCUGCCUAAUGGAAGUUUAGAGGUCAAAACCACUAGUCCUAAUUCAAGAAUGGGUGCCCAGGUAAGAGAAAGCUUCCUGUCCAAAGACUUUUUGAUGUAUCUGUGAAGUGAUGAAAAAACGUCUUUUUCUGUAGUCUGUGAUUUAUAAUCUGUCUAGAUUUAUCAACCAUUUUAGCUUAAUUUUACAAAUCAUAGACACAUGCUGUCAUCUCCAGUACACAGUGACAACAUUGUACCUUCGAAGGUGUAUUCCAAACACAACAUGGGAACAAUGUUUGAGUGUUAAAAAACACUGUAAAGGAGGCAGUGCAUGGAUGUGCUCAUGGUAGUUCCACCUGUUUUGGAUGAAAUGUAUGCUGUUGAAUGUAAAUCUUGAAUGGUAAAUUGCCCAUUUCUGCCUCUUAAAUGACCGCUGACUCUGCCUGUGAAUGAGCAUGCAGUCAGACUGCAUCUGUGGGUACGACAGUAUGAACUCAUUUGUGCCACAAAAAUGAGAACAAAUGUCAGACCGUUCAAACUUAGAAAAAACUACCAAAGAAAGAGACUUUAAGAUUUACUUUUACAAUUUAGAAAGUUAUGUUUUCAAAACUGUACAUUUUGUUUGCAGUUUAACAAAUUUCAAUUUUUUAAACUCUGACUUUUGUUUCUUAUGUUAGUGAGAGUUUACUUAGUUUAACUGUUA